This is a messenger RNA of Suillus subalutaceus, 3488 nucleotides long. RefSeq lists its product as uncharacterized. Gene Ontology annotation, molecular function: protein binding. The transcript has 5 exons. The record is from RefSeq and is a predicted model, not a curated record. Bases 1 to 3192 code for a protein of 1063 amino acids. Lineage: Eukaryota; Fungi; Basidiomycota; Agaricomycetes; Boletales; Suillaceae.
AUGGCGAUGGCCGGUGUUGGUUCUACGCCAUCGUAUACUGUCCAGGAAGCGACAAGACAGUCAACACGAGCCUGGCGUAAUGACCUCACUAACCUCUUUCACCAAGCAAAGGAUCGAUUUGCAGAUGUUGUUUGGGAACUCCACUCCGACGAUAAUAACGAUGAUCACGAUGAACUAUCGUGUAUGCACGCGCCCCCGCCUUCCUUCCAGCAACGCUACUUUCAAUUCCGUCCCCCUCCCAUCGCUUCCCCGACUCCCUACUCUACCAGUCCCUCUCCAGCGCCAGCACAGUCUGCCAUGUCCUUGAGUCUCACCCUGGACUACGCUCAGACAUCUCGUUCUCCAUCUCCGUACCGUUCAUCAUCCCCUUCACCCUCCACCAACCUCAACACCGUCAUGCGCAUACCAGCUAUUAGUAGCACAACGCUGUUUUCCAAUGAGUUGGAAUAUUUGUACACAGGCGAGGGACUUGGCGAGGCAUUUGAAUUUCUCUUUGAUACCUCAGAGUCGCGCGAGCUUGUUGAUGCAGAGGAGAACCGCGUUGACAAGCUGCGCAAAGACCUCGUGUUUAUGUGGCGAUCUCGUCUCUAUUCUGACGUACGUAUCGCUCUAUCUGGCACCUUUUCCUCGACAAAUCACGAGCCAGCAACCGCUAUUUUUUCUUCCCACCGCUUCAUUCUCGUGUCUCGCUCCCCCUACUUCCAUGCGCAGCUCUUGAACUGGGCCCAGCCCGCAAAGCCUGGCGAACCAAUCACAGUCACGCUCCCCUCGCCUCCUUUUACCCCCGCCUCGCUCCAUUUUACUCUGGGGUACAUCUACACCGGAACCCUCGUGUUCUCCCACCGGACAUACGACCUGGACACCGCGUUCGCGAUCCUUAAGUCGGCGACCUACCUAUCUUUGGACGGGCUGGUCGCUGAAAUACAGGCCCGGAUCGUGUACGAGAUGAUUCAUGGGCUGUUUCAUGCGUCUCUCGAAUUCAACGAGUAUGAGCGCAUCACAGGGUCCAAGUGGGGUACUGGCGGGUGUCGGUGCCGACAGUGCGCUCGGCGAGCCCCACGUGUGCUCGAAUUUGCGCUUGCAGACGAUGUCAAGAACACUUACUUGGAACGGGGCGCGCGACGGGCACUCGUAGGCCUGUUCGGGGAAGGCUGGUGCAUCUCUGAAUUCGCAUCGCUCCCGCAGAAGAUCAGAGAAAAUCUGCUAAAGGGUCUAGCAAAGCGGACGACGCCGAUGAACGUAUUUCCCCUAUUAUUCGCCGCGCAGCACGCGAUAAAAAAGCUUGACUCUGUCAUUGAUGCCUGGGCAGACACGUCGCGGGAGAUGGUGCUACAGGCGCGGAAAGCGAUCGAUGAAUGUCUUGUGAGUCAGAGUGCCGAGUGUUUCGAACAGGAUGAUUGGCUACAGAUUAUGGAGGCUGAUGGCGAGAGGUUUGAUGAUAGCGAGAGGGUUGCCUGGAGCCUUGUGAAUAUCCUCCUACGACCACACCCGACAGAUGAAGACGCUGCCAUGCUCUCCGCCACCUCGCACAUCCGCGUGCAAGUUGAAGACGCUCGUGCGGAUCUCAUUCGGUACAUCCGAAAGCGGUGGACGGGCACGCGUCAGCAGGGUGGUUUCGAUGGCCUCGAGGGCUGGGCCAUUAAAGAGAUCUCUCAGGAACUGGAAGUCUCUGUUGAGGACCUCAUAUCACCCGCUCAGCCCUCGCACCUCCGGCGCACUGCCUUCCGCAAGUCAUCUGCAACUGGAGAUGCAGACUCUGAUGCACUUAGUGUGCAUUCGCUGCGCGCGUCUGUGCUGAGCCGUAAUAUCAACAGCCCUCACAAACAUGCCCGUGAGGUUACAAUGACAUCAUCCACGGCAAGCGUGCGCACCAUUGGGCGUUCGUCUCCACGCAAUGCUACGACUCCCAAGCCUAACGAUGUACGCCCUGACUCUAAGCUCACACCUGACUCGCAGAGCAUCACAUCCGUGCGAUCGAGUACGACAGAGAAGGCUAUGCAACGCAAGACACCCUCGCCUCGUACAGGCAAUGUCAGUCCUACGCCAAAUGGGACCAAGCCCGCGCUGAGUAAAAUCAUCACUUCUUGUUCACCUUCCCCGAAGCCAAAAUCCAUUGCACCCUCGGUGCGUUCACGUGUUUCCACCGUUCGUUCCUCCACAAGAGAAUCCACACUCCGUAUUCCAUCUGCUCCCCGCCCGAAUUCGGGUUUGUCGAGUGCGAUAAGCGACGCUACGUUCAGGACUGCUCAUUCUGAAAUGCUCACGCCCCGUUCAAGGAAGGGGUCUGGAGGAUCCACUGUAUCAAAUGCGAGCGCAAGGACGGUUGGGACGAACAGAGGCACUCCUGUGAGAGAAAGAUUGUCAUCUACUGCAUCCACUUCAACGACAACCACUUCCGUCGCCACACGAACAUCCCGUACACCUGCCAAAACCACUACCCCCUCACAAAGGAAGCCGCUCAGCAGAGUCAUCGAGAACCACUCUCAAAAAUCGCCUCGCAUUACACUUAGCGACCUGGACAAAGGCAAGGAUCGCGAGAUCACCAGCCUCAAUGAUGAUGAUACCAACUCUCCGACGCAAGAUGGGGCCUCUCCUGCAGCAGACUCUCCUCCUUCACUCACCCGCCGCGGGUCAUCAGACACGAUCACCACAAGCGUACGGACUCCCGAACAAUCAUCUGCCUCCCCGGAGGAGGCGAACGUUUUAGUUCAGCUUCGCGGCGCGACGCUCGAUGUUGGCAUUCCGUGCAUAGUGUCAUCGAAGCGCAAGCGUUUCAAGGCAUUUGCACGGUACAUCGGCGAAGUUGAGGGUGAGCUCGGACCCUGGGUCGGCAUCGAAGUACCACUGGAGGCCUGGGUUGGUGACCCCUCAGAUGGCCGUCAGUGGAACGAUGGGUCCUGGGGCGGCAUCCGUUAUUUCGAUAUUGGGAGUAAUGGGUCAGAGUGGGAGUUUGGCGCAGACGAUUAUCAGACGCAGAGACGGCGGAAGAUGGACUGGAUGAACGGAUCAGGGAGGGAUAAUCGCGGGCUAAAACGAGAAGGAGACCAGUUGACGGUAGGAAUGGACCGCACGAAGCGGAUGCGAAGUUCGUCGCCUGCAGCAUCGGACCUGUCAACAUCUGAGUCCAGGGGACUGUUUGUCCGACCACAGCAAGUCCUAUACGUCGUAGACGCUGUCGGUGCUGAUCUCUGAUGAAAUGGGACUGUUGAUUUUUCUUUUCCCUUUUGUGGUUUUUUUUUUGAUACCACCGUGAUUUUGCUUUCAAGUCGACAUGUUUUGAUUUUGCACUUUCACGUUACACACGAUCCUUGCAUUGGUAUACCGAACAAUCAAACCACUCUCGCGCUUCCCCUUACUCUUUUGCAUACAUUACUGAUAACCAUACACUAACUUUUUUUUUUACCGUCGGCAGAUUAUUGAUUAGUAUGGGAUAGGUAUACGUGAGCACAACUCGUGCUGGAAAUGUCAAGGUUUUUGUAGGAUUCCGU